Messenger RNA from Diachasma alloeum, 2031 nucleotides. RefSeq lists its product as uncharacterized. Bases 1 to 2031 code for a protein of 676 amino acids. The record is from RefSeq and is a predicted model, not a curated record. The transcript has 4 exons. NCBI's taxonomy places the organism in Eukaryota, Metazoa, Arthropoda, Insecta, Hymenoptera, Braconidae.
AUGGAUCCAGAAGAGGCAUCCAAAAAGGAUGGAGUUCCUAUGGAUAUUUUCGAGAUUUUUUAUACAAAUCACAUCAUGGUACUAGUAGGACCCGAAGCAAAGAUUCCUGAUGGAGGAAGCUCUGUAGCUGGGGGAGGGGAGGGAGCGGGGCCUCUUCAAGGUGAUGAAGCUGACCUCGAGGAAGUGGAGGGCGAUCGUCAGGAACGUCAAGAUGAUGUGGAGCAGCAAAAUGGUGAAACAACCUCUGCAGCUGGGGGAGGGGAGGAAGCGGGGCCUCUUCAAGCUGAUAAAGCUGACCUCGAGGAAGUGGAGGGCGAUCGUCAGGAACGUCAAGAUGAUGUGGAGCAGCAAAAUGGUGAAACAACCUCUGCAGCUGGGGGAGGGGAGGAAGCGGGGCCUCUUCAAGCUGAUAAAGCUGACCUCGAGGAAGUGGAGGGCGAUCGUCAGGAACGUCAAGAUGAUGUGGAGCAGCAAAAUGGUGAAACAACCUCUGCAGCUGGGGGAGGGGAGGAAGCGGGGCCUCUUCAAGCUGAUAAAGCUGACCUCGAGGAAGUGGAGGGCGAUCGUCAGGAACGUCAAGAUGAUCUCGUUGACCAGCAUGACAACGACAGUCCAGGAACGUCUUCCAUAGGGGUUCAUCCAAGCAAUGAUUCACUACAAGUUAAAAGUGAUAUCCUGCUGUCUGGGGCGAAGAAGAUUAAAAUUUUCGUAGAGAGACUACCCGAAAGCGAAACUCAGAUGUUCUCAUCGGCAGGAAAUGUCAAUCAACUCCUCCAAGCGAAACCAAUCCAGAAGAUGAAGCCACAACCUCGUGUAUUUAAAGAAAUAGCUAAACUGCGUGCAAACAACAUUCUUCUCGAAGCGCGUAUAAAGAAGUUGGAGCAAAACUCCUUCAGUAAUCCAGCCCAGAGCAGCCGAAAGCGGUCUAGUGUUGUGGAAGUGGACAGUGAUGACAGUGAAAACGUUUUUCACAGCAAAAGACCUACUUCAACGAAUAAAAGAUUUCGAACAUCAACACGUCCAGGCGACGAGAAGGACAAGAAGAUGAAGAAGAAGAAGGAAACCGUCACUGAGAAAGUGAUCCGAAAAAAGUUAAACCAAGAAACCUGUGAGAAAUUUUCGGGUCAUAGUGAACAGGAAUUAGUGAACCUCUUAAUUCAACUUCCCCGUAUGAAAGAGAGACUCAAGAAGUUGUUGGAUCUGAGAUUUUCAAAAGCAGAACGUCUCGAUCGCAGCAUCAGUAACCGAGGAUCGAGAAUAAUAUACAAGAUAAUGCCAAGGGACGACAUAAGCCAUAUGGAGCCAAAAAGCAUGAUGACAGAGAACCAGUGGAGACUACUGGUGGAGUGGCAUGAGCAGAAGCUUCUCGCCAAAAAGCCUCCCAUCAUGCCCAAAAUCUAUGAGGAGCAACCACCAAUUACUGCCGAGGUGAGUGAGAUGAGCAAAGGUGAGGAGAGCGACGGUGAGAACGGGGAAGAUGGUGAGAACGGUGAGGACGGUGAGAAAAGUAAAGGUGCGUCGGCUGAACAAGGUGCGGGACAAGCGGCAGCAAUUGAGACUCUCAAAGCAGGUAAAAGUAAACCUCAGAUUACAAAAAUCGGGUACGUGGAGCCUCAAGUUAAAAUAAGAUCCACGUUACAAAACCACCCGACAAAUCCAAUGAAAUACCACGCGAGCAAACCAAGAACUGAAAUUCCAGUGGAAAGCAGACUUGAAUCGGUGUGCUCGAAACUUGAUGCUGUGACCAACACACUCGCGAAAGUUUUGAAUAUUCAGACCAACACGAGUGGCUGGAUACUAGACAGCAUCAAGGAAAUGAGAAAAGAGAUGAGCGAGAUGAGAAACCGCCGGGAUGACGGGCUCUCCCGUAUCGAUGACGGAACGGAGAGUCCGCUGAAGGCUGAAACUGAGGACCCUGGUAGAAAGGUGAGAAAUGGGUCAGAUUUACCAGAUGAUGGCCAUGAUUUAGAUGAGGAUGAAAAAUUAGAAGCAAGAAUUGAGAAUAUUAUCAAAGACAAUGGGAAAAUCUGA